Messenger RNA from Arvicanthis niloticus (Nile rat), 1261 nucleotides. It is a transcript of the gene Ska2, whose product is annotated as spindle and kinetochore associated complex subunit 2. Gene Ontology annotation, cellular component: outer kinetochore; spindle microtubule. The record is from RefSeq and is a predicted model, not a curated record. Lineage: Eukaryota; Metazoa; Chordata; Mammalia; Rodentia; Muridae. Gene Ontology annotation, biological process: cell division; mitotic cell cycle; chromosome segregation. Gene Ontology annotation, molecular function: microtubule binding.
AGGGUUUGCAGCUUAAGCCCCUCCGCGGUCUCAGGAAUGUCAACUAUUCAAUAUGGAGGCGGAGGUCGAUAAGCUGGAACUGAUGUUCCAGAAAGCUGAUUCUGAUUUGGAUUACCUUCAGUAUAGGCUGGAAUAUGAAAUCAAGACUAAUCACCCACAUUCAGCAGGAGAGAAAAAUGCUGUUGCAAUUUUAAAGGAAUUAUCAGCAAUAAAGUCUCGAUAUCAAGCUUUAUGUACACGCUUUAAGGCAGUUUCUGUUGAGCAAAAAGAGACCAAGAACUGCAUUUGUGCUAUUUUGAACAAGACAAUGACCAUGAUACAAGAACUACAAAAGCAAACAAAUCUGGAGCUAACUCUACUGACUGAAGAAGAGAAAGCUGUGACACAGCAGUUAAAGCCUCACAUGCCAGACUUAUAAAGUGGAAUUUUAAAGAGCAACUCUGAUGGAGAAAAGAUCAAUUCCAAAGAGAUUCAGCAAGAUGUCUAGAGGUUGCUGAUAAAGAAGACUGAUACGUUCCUUGACUGACAGGAUCAUGAUUCAUUUCAUAUGAGAGGAAAUUGUAAGAAGGAUAGAUAUCAUAAGACUGAAAGGAUGGAAUGGGAAUAAAGAAGUUUAAAUACUGAUACCCAGAGUUAAUUUUGUCCUUUCAGGCAAUUAAAUCCCUUAAUAGUAUUUUUAUUUUCUGUUUUGUUUUUGUAUAGUUGGCAUAAUUUUAGAUGUUUUGGGAUAUUUACAUACGUUUCAUUCAAUAUGUGAAUGGGCAAAAUACUUGUAUAAAUAUUCAGGUGUUGUUUGUUUGCUCUUUUGAGACAAGGUCUCACUAUGUAACUCUGGCUGGCCCUGGAGCUCACUAUGUAGACCAGACUAGCAUUGAAUCCUAGAGAUGCCUGCCUUUGCCAUCACACUGGACAUUGUCUGUCUGUCUGUCUGUCUGUCUGUCUGUCUGUCUUUCUGUCUGAGAUAAGGUCUUCUGUAUCCCAGGCUGGCCCCAGAAUUGGUGUCAAUAAGGAUAAUAUUUGACUUUGGUACCUCCUGAGCGCUGGGAUUCCCAGUGAGUGUAAGCACGUCUGGUUUAUGUAGUACUAACUAGAGCCUUGCUCAUGUACAUUACAGUUAAUAAUGCACUUACUUGUGUAUAUAUGAGGUCCAGUAUUUCCCCAAAUCUAACAAAUAUAAUUAAUAAGCUGUUUUGUGAAAACUUUAAUUUUUUCCUUCUUCCUAUUGCUUGCUAGUAAUAAACAUCAUGAGCUUGUUUUCAAA